AUGCCCGAAUUGAGCUUUAAUAUAGACCAUGGAUAUCUGGAAGGUCUGGUGCGUGGUUUCAAAUGUGGUGUUCUGAAACAGGCUGAUUAUUUGAACUUGGUUCAGUGUGAGACGUUAGAAGAUUUAAAACUUCAUCUACAGAGUACAGAUUAUGGAAAUUUUCUGGCAAAUGAACCCAGUCCCCUUACAGUGUCUGUUAUUGAUGAUAAAAUGAGAGAAAAAUUGGUGGUAGAGUUUCAGCAUCUGAGAAAUCAUUGCUUAGAACCUCUGGCAACAUUCCUUGAUUACAUAACGUACAGUUAUAUGAUAGAUAACAUUAUAUUAUUAAUUACUGGAACAUUACAUCAAAGACCAAUAAAUGAGUUGAUUUCAAAAUGUCACCCUCUGGGUAGUUUUGAGCAAAUGGAAGCUAUACAUAUUGCUUCAACCCCAGCUGAGUUAUAUAAUGCUGUGUUAGUUGAUACACCUUUAGCUCCAUAUUUUAUUGAUUGUAUCUCUGAACAAGAUUUAGAUGAAAUGAAUAUUGAAAUCAUCAGAAACACACUUUAUAAAGCAUAUUUGGAAGAUUUCUAUAAUUUCUGUAAAAAUCUUGGAGGUGCCACAGCAGAAGUUAUGUGUGAAGCAUUAGCUUUUGAAGCUGACCGUAGAGCAUUUAUUAUAACUAUAAAUUCAUUUGGUACUGAAUUAAGUAAAGAAGAUAGAGAGAAGUUAUAUCCUAGAUGUGGUAAUUUAUAUCCUGAUGGAUUAUCUAAAUUGUCUCAAGCUGAAGAUUAUGAUCAAGUUCGUCAAGUAGCUGAAUAUUAUGCUUCUUACAGAGAGCUAUUUGAAGGAGCUGGUACUAACCCUGGUGAUAAAACAUUAGAAGAUAAAUUCUUUGAACAUGAGGUGAAACUGAUGAAACAAUCCUUCAUGCACCAGUUCCAAUUUGGUGUAUUUUAUUCAUAUGUUAAACUAAAGGAACAAGAAUGUCGUAAUAUUAUAUGGAUAGGUGAAUGUGUGGCUCAAAGACACAGAGCAAAAAUCGACAGUUAUAUACCAAUAUUUUAA
This is a messenger RNA of Lottia gigantea (owl limpet), 1047 nucleotides long. RefSeq lists its product as hypothetical. The coding region runs from base 1 to 1047 and encodes 348 amino acids. The transcript has 8 exons. Gene Ontology annotation, biological process: vacuolar transport; vacuolar acidification; proton transmembrane transport. Gene Ontology annotation, molecular function: proton-transporting ATPase activity, rotational mechanism. Lineage: Eukaryota; Metazoa; Mollusca; Gastropoda; Lottiidae. The record is from RefSeq and is a predicted model, not a curated record. Gene Ontology annotation, cellular component: lysosomal membrane; proton-transporting V-type ATPase, V0 domain; early endosome.